AUGCACAUUCUCAGCGAGGUUGAGUUUCGAUUCGCGUCCAGCUUGAUUGGCCUGGGUCAGGGUCAUUUGUUCGGUCAUUGGCCAGCACCUGGGUUCCAAGACGACGACAAACAUCGCUUUCUGAACCAAGCCAUGCAUCUCAAUGAAGAUUACCCUGGUGGCCUUCGAGAAUACAUCAUGAAUGCCCGACAGCUGCUCUUGAAGUCUAAACAUGGCAUAUCCAGCAAUGCAGAAUUUGUACCAGAAAUCGCCGACGGAUUUUCUGUAGAACCAAGAUCUACUGAGAUCCUGGACUUUGAGAGAGAAGGAUAUGCAAAUAUGCAUCAGUGUGCCUUCGUGUUGGUGGCUGGUGGGUUGGGAGAACGACUGGGUUACAGUGGCAUAAAGGUUGCACUGCCUGCUGAAAUCACAACUGGAAGAUGCUUUCUUCAGUAUUACAUCGACAACGUGCUGGCUUUACAAAGCAUUUGCGACAUGUCUCCUGGUCAGAAGCUUCCCUUCAUCAUCAUGACGUCACAUGAAACUCAUCAGAAGACCUUGGAUCUUUUGGUAAGAAAUAAUUACUUCGGAGCAGACAGGAGUCAAUUCAUACUUGUGAAGCAAGGCGAGGUGCCUGCGAUCGUGGAUACCGGAGGCCAUCUAGCACUCAACUCGGAUGAUAAUUACCAGUUGAUGACAAAGCCGCAUGGACAUGGCGAUGUACACCGGCUCUUGUAUACCACAGGAGUAGCUAAGAACCUGGUUGAUGCGGGGUAUAAGUGGAUCUACUUCUUCCAGGAUACGAACGUCUUGGCCUUCAAGCCUCUUCCCGCAUGUCUUGGUAUUUCUGCUAAGCACAAUCUAGACGUCAAUACCAUGGCUGUACCAAGGAAAGCUGGGGAUGCAUGCGGUGCGAUCAUGAAAUUGCGUCGACCAGAUGGAACAAGCUUGAUUAACAAUGUAGAGUACAAUGAAGUUCAAGACCUGCUGGGUGAUAAGAUGGACUACGAUCCAAAACUGGGGGAAUCUCCCUAUCCUGGCAAUACGAACCAAAUCAUUUUCAAGCUUUCAAGCUACCUUCAGGCUCUGGUUGAAUCGAAUGGGAAAGUUCCUGAAUUCGUUAAUCCAAAGUACGAGAACAGUGACAAGACAAGUUUUCAGACUCCGACAAGGCUAGAGUGUAUGAUGCAAGAUUUCCCCAAGGUAUUCCCGGAGAAAAUGAAACCAGAGAUAAGUUUUGUGAAGAUGAAGCGCUGGUUUUCGUAUUCACCGGUCAAAAAUUCUGUCGCCAAGGGGGUGAGCCUGGCAAGUGUAAACCUGCCCCCCAUGACAGCUUCUACGGGCGAGGCCGAUGUUUAUAUUUGCAACCGAGAGCUCUUACGAAUCGCUGGAGUGGAGGUACAAGACGCCGCUGUGACGGUCUUCAACGGAAUACCGAUAGUUGCAGGUCCCAGAGUCAUCUUGGCACCGUCGUUCGCCGUUGGGGUUGGUGAUGUCAUCCAUAAAGUCAAGGGUGGGCGGAUCUCCUCCAAGUCUACUUUGAUCGUAUCCGGCCCUGACGUGUUCAUCGAGGAUUUGGAUUUGGAUGGAACACUGAUCGUGAAAGCCGUUCCAGGAGCCCGAGUGAAGCUCACGGGGCUGACGGUCAAGAACAAGGGGUGGGCUUUAGAGCAGCUCAAGAGCGGCGGCUCGCGGGUGCCUCCAGAGGAGCUGCGAGUGCGAGGGUAUCAGCUACGGAAGUACGAGCAACGAGUAUUGGAGUUCACGGAGGCCGGAGAUUACGAGGUCAGAACUUGA
Messenger RNA from Guillardia theta CCMP2712, 1776 nucleotides. RefSeq lists its product as hypothetical. The transcript has a single exon. Gene Ontology annotation, biological process: UDP-N-acetylglucosamine biosynthetic process. Gene Ontology annotation, molecular function: UDP-N-acetylglucosamine diphosphorylase activity. Bases 1 to 1776 code for a protein of 591 amino acids. Lineage: Eukaryota; Cryptophyceae; Pyrenomonadales; Geminigeraceae. The record is from RefSeq and is a predicted model, not a curated record.